This is a messenger RNA of Lineus longissimus, 1720 nucleotides long. RefSeq names its product DNA polymerase delta subunit 3-like. Lineage: Eukaryota; Metazoa; Nemertea; Pilidiophora; Heteronemertea; Lineidae. Gene Ontology annotation, molecular function: DNA-directed DNA polymerase activity. Gene Ontology annotation, cellular component: delta DNA polymerase complex; nucleus. Gene Ontology annotation, biological process: DNA replication; DNA strand elongation involved in DNA replication; DNA synthesis involved in UV-damage excision repair. The transcript has 10 exons. The record is from RefSeq and is a predicted model, not a curated record. Bases 13 to 1284 code for a protein of 423 amino acids.
AAGCCGCAAAAAAUGGCGAUCGACGAAAUGUACCUUGAGAAUUUGGAGGAGUUUGUUUUCGAUGAGGACAAGAUUGUGACAUAUAAAUGGUUGAGCAGGUCUCUAGCAGUCCAUGUGAAUGCAGCAAAACAAAUGCUAUAUUCAUUUGUGGAUCAUCAGAGAAAUAAGAAAGAUGUUGAUUCUCUCAAUGUAACCUACUUAGUCUGUGGUGUGAAGGGGGAGGACAAGGGAAAUAUCACUCAUCAUGUUGAGAUUGUUGGAGAGGAGAGACUCAACGCUGUCAAGUCAACCUACAAACAGAUUACAAGUUGUCAUGUAUAUAGCGUACAGAAGUCCAAGCUCAAGGAUUCUAAUGCAUUAUAUAUGGUGGACUAUGAAUUAUUGAAGACACAGAUAUUCAACUCGAACCAAUAUAGCGCUAUAACAUGUAAGUUAGCAAAGCCGAGGUCGCGAGAUGAAAUAGCUAAAUUACAAUCAACAUCAGUGGUCGCAUCCAGACAGGAAGAACCACCCAACAAGUCAACUUCAAAACAGACAAAUGGAACUUCUAAAGCCAAACCCAAAGGCUUGGUGGGAAUGUUUGGUAAAGCCGCUGAGAAGAAAAAAGAUGAUUCUGUGGUAGAGACGGAAAAAACAAAAAGCCCAGAGAAAAAGAAGGAACCAGAAAGUAAAGGCAAAGGCAAAAUGGGGGCAACAUCCUUUUUUGGUAAAUCAAGUACAGCUAAAACGAUGAGUAAACCAGCCCAGGAGGCCGCACCUGCUCCACCUGAAGUGAAGAAGGAGACUACUAUAACAGCAACAAAGGGGAAGAAAACUGUUAGAGUUGAAUCUGACGAUGACGAUGAGGUUCAACAGAUAAAGCGUCGUCGCAUCAAAGCAUGGGAGAGCAGUAGUGAAGAGGAGGACAUCGAGAGUCCCGUCCCGUCACCCCCUCCGUCACCGACCCCCAUGGAAGAGCAGGACCCCACACCUACAAAAGAACCAUCCCCAGUGAAAAUAGAAGUGGUCGAGAAGACAGUGCCAUCUGGUGGUGGUGAUGGUAAACAGAGACGAGUGCGGAAACGGAAACUGGUUCCAAAAACCUAUAUGGAUGAUAAAGGCUAUAUGGUUACAGAGAAGGUGUGGGAGAGUGAUUCAACAGAUGCAUCAGAGGUCGAGGAGAUUGUACCGCCUCCACAGAGUAAACCAAAACAACAGGAAAGUAAAGCAGGAAAAAAGAAGACGGCAUCUCCGCCCAAGAAGACCAAACAAGCAUCGUUGAUGAGUUUCUUCGGGAAGAAGUGAGCUUGAUGGACGUCUUUCUGUUAAAAUGUGAUGUUUAUCCCCCUAAUACUCAGGGGUGUCGCUCAAGUGAACCAGGGCAAUGUCUGCCAAUUACUGGACAUUUUUGCUACGAAACAUUUGUGAAGAAUAUGAAUUUGGUGCUGCUUCCCUAACCUGUGUUACAAGGGGACAUGCCUUGGGAGAUUGAUCCCGUUUUCUUGUGUCUCAUUGUGAAGCCUUGAAGAAGAUUUACUUGAUAAUCUGUGCCACCACUUUAUAUAGAAAGAUGGUCACAACUUUAAAGGAAAUAAUGUCAGAUUGUUUACAAGUGAAAAAUUGUGCUCAAUCCUUAAGCCAUGAUCUGAUCCUUGAGCCAUGAUCUGAUCCUUGAGCCAUGAUCUGAUCCUGGAGCCACAAUGUGUAAUGAAUGGACAUGCAAUAAAAUAUGCUAUAUUAA